Messenger RNA from Seminavis robusta, 699 nucleotides. The record is from the annotation of a GenBank genome assembly. Lineage: Eukaryota; Bacillariophyta; Bacillariophyceae; Naviculales; Naviculaceae.
AUGCCCGAGAGAGAGGCACGUACCUACGAAGAAAUUGCAUUGAAGCCUGAGGUCGUGCAACGGGGUAUUCAUUUGGUGGCACCUUUGGCUCGGAUCCUAUUGCGGCGUGCCAAGACCGUCAAAGGAUUUCAUGGUCGCACCACGGCUGCCGAGUGGGAUGCCUUUGAGAAGGAUUUCAACAUUACCAUUCCAGCGGACUAUAAGCAAUUGACCAACACCGUUGGGACUACCGACGGUACCAGUGCUUGGCCAGUGGUGCAAAUGCUGCUGGAGACACCCCUCGAGCAUAAUGGAGGAAUUCACCCUUGUACCACCACAGAAGCUCUGUACGGGGAUGUUAUUGACAACAAUGGCAUGGCAGAGUAUGAAGUCGAUUCUGACGAGGAGGAGGAAGGCGAAAAGGAUGAGGACAAAAACAAUUUGAAGUACCCAUUUGAGUAUCUGAUGAUUAAGAAGCGUAAUGUGUAUUCCUUUGAUCGCAAUCUCGAAGGAGGAAAAGUGAACGUUGAGGCGAGCGAUCUUGGUGACAUUGGCGAGGUGGAUUCGGAACAGGACAAGAAAGACAUGGCAAUGUUGGAUGAUGUUUCUGAUUUUGAAAUCAUCGAAGAUGUGACAGAGAAAUGCACAAUCAUGGCACCUUUGACUGUGGAGCCAAUGAAGAAAGAGCCGACCAAGAAGAAGCGGAAGAAAAAAAAUUAA